AUGUCCGUUCCUAUCGAACUGGACCGUGUGACUCCUCGUGGUGAUAUUCCUUCGAUCGGCUCUGGACAAGAUAGGGAAGGUCUUGGAUCUGACUACUAUGAGUCAAUACGACCAUAUCUGCGCUAUCCAGCUUUCACUUCUCAGCCAGAGAAGUCCGAUAUCUAUGUUUUCGACAGCUCACACCAGGAGAAGACUUAUUCGUCAAUAUGCUGUCAAAACUCUCUGCGGCCCUCCGGCAUUACCGAACAGGCCCUGCGCAAGCUCAUGAGUCAAUACGACAUUGAUACUUCAUUUUUGGACCUUGUGGUUUCGUUUGGCGAUAAACCACGUAGCUCUGAUGCUGGCCAUGGAGGUAUGAACGUGAAGCAGAAAGAAGAUGGCGUGUGCGAUAUGCAUUAUCUCUUCACCUAUGCAGAAGAUGAUAACAGAGGAGGAAUCGCCUCGUGGAGAAUCCGCCAAGUCUGUAUCUUUCAUCGAUAUGACCCGUCGGGAUCGGGGAACCUCUGGAUUUUAGUUCACGCAAAACCUCAAUCGAAGCUCCAGCGUCGAAUAGAACAGAUGCUAUCGACAGACCCUGCAGCUCUUCUUAGACAGUGGUUCUCUAUGCAUCUGCUUGUUCUUUCCACUUACCUAGGCAAUUGGCGCUGGUGCAUUCGAACACUAGGUGAUGAGAUCGAAAAGACUGUGAAUCUAGCACUUACUCUGGACCUUUCAAAACCCCGAACAGAGGACCACAAGAACGGACUUGUCCACCUCCUCAAACAGCAGUACCUGGAAGAUAAACUCGCCCCGCUGGCUUCUCGGUUGGGUGUUGCUUUGACAACGCUGCACCGCUUAGAGAAGAUCAAUUCACUCUUCCUUUCCCAGGGAUUCUCAACUGAUAAAGAGUUCCAGACUGUGGCGGAUGAUCUAACCUAUCAUAUAACAUCUCUUGAGGGAAACCUGGAAAGUGUUAAUGUGCUGGAACGAAAAGUUCGGGGCAUCUCAGAUCUGCUGGCAGUUACCUUGACUGUGGAAAACCAAGCUGUAACGAUAGACAUUAGCAACAAGAUGCUCGAUCUCAACAACAAGCUUCUCAAGCUCACAGACGAGUCGUUAGAUGGGAAUGCCACGAUUCGAAUCGUGACUCUGGUGACCUUGAUAUAUCUGCCGGCCAGCUUUAUCUCUCUUGGUGUCCGCGGAGCUUCAUCUAGCGACUUCCCGACCCCGUGGGGAAGAAUGGAAUGGUCAUUUCGACGUUAUCCACCUCCUGAACUCCAAAGAGAGCUUUUAGCACAAGUGAGGAAUGCCAUCCAAUCCUCCAACUCUGGAGCAGAGCGUUUCGCGCCUCGCGACAGCCUAGCGAGGAUUUGGACCCCGGAGAUGCUCCGGAGAUUCUUCCACCAUGACCUUUUCUCGCGGCAAUCGUUUAUUCAAGAUAUCCGGGAAAACUUCUUACAGACAAUAUCGAUUCUGAUCUCUGUCAACUGGGAUGACUGGUCGCAGUUUGAUGAGAUCCUUUUCUCACAUCGGGGGUCUGAUGGAACGCUGGAUCGGACCGAUCACAGCAUUCGACACUAUACUCUACAGACCCUGACCAGCGAGAGAUUUCUAGGCCCAGUGUUCGGAUCCCUGUUCUUCGAUACUCGCUAUGUUUUCUGUCCGAUAGAUAUUGAAGAAGGUAGCAAUUUGAGUUUCGAGGAUGGCUGGAGAUUACCGUUUCUUCCAGCAGAAUCCCAACUUCGCGGAAGUGGAGGGUUUGGACGGAUCACCAGGGAAGUGAUCGCUGCGAGACAUUAUUACCCCUCUGGGAAUGAUAUGACCGACGUCGAGGUUGCUCGCAAACUCUUCAGGUCCAAGCUAGACUACGAUCGAGAGAGAUUAAACCUUGAGAGGAUUCGAGAUAGCGUCGCCCAGCACAGGCGCAUCGUUCUCCCUAUUGCGACGGUUACCAUCGGACACCAGUUCAACAUUCUUUUCCCCCUCGCGAAAAUGGACCUCAAGAAAUUCCUUGAGGGUGGACUGAUUUCCCCGGAGCAGUGCGACAUGAACGAACUGAUAGACGAAGCGACACAUCUGGCAGAUGCGCUAGACCACCUGCAUAAUCGACUAGGCGUCUUCGUUCGGGGAUACCACAUGGAUCUGAAGCCCGCCAACAUCCUGGUUUAUGGGCACCCUGAGCCCCAAAGACAGCAUGGGGUUGGGAAAUGGAUGAUCACCGACUUCGGUCUCUCAAUCAUCGAACGCCUAGACUGGCGAGAUAGCACUGAUGGCCUUCCUAGGGAUCCUGACACUGAGACGAUGACCCGGCUACAGCGAAUGGAAGGCACCUAUCAGGCACCGGAGGUUUGCGCCGGCCGUGGAAUAAGUCGACGAAGCGAUGUCUGGUCAUUUGGAUGCGUCUUGGUCCGGGUCUUCGCCUUUAAGCUGGACGGGAUCGAGGGACUUCAGAGGUUGGAUGAACUCCGUCAGAAGAACGACGACGGGGUUGGGCUUUAUCACGAUGACUACUUCGCUCGAGGAGACCCGCCGGUCCUCAAUCCGCAUAUCGAGAACUGGAUCAAGAACCUACCACAUCACCGUCGAGCUUACAGUGACGAGUUCCUUCGCAAUUGUGCAGAAUUACUUUUAUCUAUGCUGAAAAUUAACAAGAACGAUCGGCCGGAUGCAAAUAAAGUCAAGGAUGCCCUAGGGAGCCUCAAAGUUGCUCUUCACAGGCCCCUCCGACCCGCGUCCUCGCUGGAGUCGACUUCGGAAUACCAAUCCGAAGGACUGGAUUCCUUUCAAUCGCGAAGCUCGUCCGUGUCCGAUCCGCUGUCCCAGACUACAUUCGGUCUCGACCUGGGCCUCGCCAUCAUAACGGAGAACUUGGUUGAUGAAAUAAAGAGAAACGACCUAGGUGGCGUUGAGAGAGUUUUGGGUCAGAAUGUACACAUUGACAAGCCCGAUAAGGACGGAAACACACCCCUAGGAAUUGCCGUCACUCUGGGAAACGAGACAGUUGUUCGGCGUCUGCUCGAGGCCAACGCCAGUGUCGAUGCAAGGGACGCAAAGGGUAAAACACCCCUGAUGAUAGCAGUACGCAACGGUGACACCAAGAUGGCUCGACUGCUGUUGGAGAGGCAUGCAGAUUGUACGGUCUACUCGGAUGAGGGACUCACGUGUCUUCAUUAUGCGACCUGGGAUAACGUCAGUGUGAGACUUCUUCGACUGUUAAUUCCACAGUUUCAGUCCGUCGGCGUCGACAUUCCGACAGAAGGGCCCGAGCAGGAGACACCCCUGAUGAUGCUAAUCAAGCACUUUGUCGAUAACGAUUCGUGCGAAGACAAGUUCAAGGCCUUAGUUGCCGCCGGCGCAAACGUCAACCGACCCAAUGGAUUCCAAACAACGCCGCUGCGAUGUGCCGUGAGUGAGAACUCCAUCAGAGCCGCCAAGUUGCUUAUUGAGAACAACGCCGAGCAGGAAGAUUUCUCUACGGUCCCCAGCAAAAAACGCGCCAUGACCAAGUUGUUGGAAAGGGCUUGGGCGCCACGACGGCUGAGUGUUGAUAGUGUGGAUUUGGAAUGGACCUGCGCUCAGCCAGUCGAGAUGUUCGGACCUCCUUACUGGAUCACAGACAAAGGUGUCGAUCAAUUGGAUCCAGCAGAAUAUGACGCAAUCCGACAGGAAUUUAUGGAAGCCCUGACGACGGAAGAAGAGAGUUUUCGCAGUACUUUUGGGACAUCCCAGCUACGUCUCUCGGAGUUCAUGAAACGGUCUUGGGAAACAGGAGCUUUCUGGUAUUCACUGGCUCUCUCAAGCCCUUCAGGACUUUUUACGAUAUUUAGCAAGCAUAUCAGGCCUCUAUUUUGCAAAGACAAUGAGGAGGAGUUCCAGUCGGUGAUGCCGUUUUUCUUCGAAAAGAACAUUGGAUAUAUUGCAGGUCGCAAACUGGCGGACAGAGAAGAAUAUGACAAGAACCUCCGACAAGCUUUCGAAGACGACUCAGACUGA
This is a messenger RNA of Aspergillus thermomutatus, 3972 nucleotides long. RefSeq names its product ankyrin repeat and protein kinase domain-containing protein. Lineage: Eukaryota; Fungi; Ascomycota; Eurotiomycetes; Eurotiales; Aspergillaceae. Gene Ontology annotation, biological process: protein phosphorylation. Gene Ontology annotation, molecular function: ATP binding; protein kinase activity; protein binding. The transcript is spliced from 8 exons. The record is from RefSeq and is a predicted model, not a curated record. Bases 1 to 3972 code for a protein of 1323 amino acids.